AGAGUUUCGAAGUUUGCACGGCGGGGCAGUAGCAUCCGAGGCCAGCACGACUGAGUCUUCUCCCUUGGAGGUCUUGCGGAGUUUGCCGUGUAGUGUGUCCAUGUCCGCCCCCUCGCUCUCACCCACCUCUGUGGCCUCCGUGAGCCAGCGAAUUUUGCCAUUUUCGACAUGCACUUCGUGCGUCUCUUCGUCCCGGCUCCGAACUAGCAGCUUGUACAAGGCGACCGGGUCCUCCUUGAUUACCAGAGGCUCACUAUCUUUCACUCGAAAGAUGACUUCGCCCACAGCAACUACACCCACUCCGCAGUGGCUGCCA
This is a messenger RNA of Gregarina niphandrodes, 316 nucleotides long. RefSeq lists its product as hypothetical. The record is from RefSeq and is a predicted model, not a curated record. The transcript has a single exon. The annotation marks the transcript as partial. Lineage: Eukaryota; Apicomplexa; Conoidasida; Eugregarinorida; Gregarinidae.